Molecule: messenger RNA, 4479 nt
Organism: Musa acuminata AAA Group (dessert banana)
Lineage: Eukaryota; Viridiplantae; Streptophyta; Magnoliopsida; Zingiberales; Musaceae
Exons: 3
Coding region: 61-546 (161 amino acids)
Molecular function (GO): zinc ion binding; endonuclease activity; nucleic acid binding
Source: RefSeq, a predicted model, not a curated record
AGGAGGAUUAGAUAUGUGGGAAGUGGGAACAUUCGAGAGGGCCGUUGAGGAGGCGGAGGCAUGGCCGCUCCAUCGGCUCCUCGUCCUCGUCGCGAGCACGGGGAGGAGGGGGAGACGGAUCGGCCGAGGUUCUUCGAUGCCAAGGCCAGGGAUCUGUGCUGGAAGAAGGCGGAGGUGGUGCCCGGCCGCCACCCCGAGCGGUGGCGCAAGGAUGCCGCCGGCAACGUCGUCUGCAAGCGCUUCUGGCACUGCCAAGGCUGCCUCUGCUACGAAUACGACCACAUCAUCCCCUUCUCCAAAGGUGGGGAGUCAACUGCAGAGAACUGCCAAAUUCUACAGACGAGGGUGAACAGGUUGAAAUCAGACAAGCAGUGGGUGGACAAAGCUGAACUGGAAGGCUUCUCAUGUGACAUCAAGUUCACAGGGACAAUGGGAGGCUUCGGGGAGGUUGACCUUUGCGGACGGACGCGCGAGGGUGCCGCACGACUUAGGCAAAACCAGCUAAGUCCGUGUCAUAUGGUAUCAGAGCGGGACAAGCACUCAUAGAAACACUUGACAUGCAAACGUGGGGGACCUAGCGGGGCUGCGUUGAGGGCAAUCAGCACACGCGCGACCGUUUGAGGGAAAACGGGCAUGGAGAUGUAGGGAAAAGAGUCGCUCAAAGGAGCGAGCAUCUGAGAUUGGCAUUCAGAGGAAUGGCCAACCCUUCGCGCAAGAGGCACCACGAGAACAGGCAAGCUUGGAAGAAUUUGGAGCGCACAAAGGUUGGUAUGGCUGAGUUUGAGCUACGGCUCAACGUUGACAACUAUACUUGAUGGUGCUCUAGGCAAGCGAGGCGCUUGGCAAGAAUAAGACCAUCCAAGGUGGAAUGAGUUGCUCAACGACCAAAAGAGUUAUGCAAAGCUCACAGAGGUGAGGGGAAUUGCUAACUCGAAGAAUUUGGUACUCAUGCAUGGGCUUGUAUGUGGACGAUGGAAUGUUCGUGGCCAUCCCAAGGCGACCGAGACUCGGUGCCAUGGAGCAUUGAAACUUUCUCUUCGGCAUGUGAAGGAUACGUCCGUAGGAGGCUGAAGUGUGCAAUGAGUUCAGCAUGUUGCUAGGCCUUGAGGGGUGCCGCGGGGGCUGUAUGGACGUGGAGUCGCAAUCUAGCAAGUGCGUUUGCAGGAGGCAGAACAAUGCACAGUUUAUUCAGCAGAUCGGAGUAGUCCAAGGGGAUGGUGGUCUCCGAAACGAAGAGAGAUGUUGCUCCAACGGGGUAGUUAUCCAGGAGGGAUAAGUCCCGACUCUCUAGAGGGAGAAUCAUGUGAGACGAACCUCACAUGUUGAGGAGGAGUACCUCAACAAACAACAACUCCACGAAGCUCGGUGGACUGAGCAAGCGGCGAGGAGUUGUCGCAUGAUCUCGUCGAGAGAAUGCAUUGGUGGAUGCAUUGCGAGAUCAAGUGGGGGAGCGACCUAAAACAACUUAAAUGAAGGCACAUUUGGAGUCGAUGUGGAGAUCGAACUCAAGGGAGGGUUGACUCGUGGAAUGGUGGGCGCGAGGGCCACCAUCGACUCAAUGCAAAAACGAGGAGCGGAGCAACUUGGGUGUAACUUGGCGAAGUACCCAAGCCGCAUGAAGGGAGCCAGCAUAGAAGUUGGAACAUGGAGCAGAGGCACAGUGCUUUCCUUAGACAGAGGUCAAGGACAUGAACUCUUGCAGAGGCAAGAGUAGGAUCAUGUUGUUCCAUGGGUCCUUCUUUCUGACGGAGCGGACUCAUCUUGCAUGGUGCCAAAGAUGAAGGGAGCUUCGCGGCACAUGCACCUUAACUCGGAGAAGCAUUUGAUGGAGGAACUAAGGCGACUCAAUUUACGGAGGCGAAGUUGGGUUCAGAAGGGCCUUAGCACGGGGCAAGAGGACGCAGAGGCGGGUACUCUUGAAGAAUAUGCCACAGUGUUGCCAUUCGAGUUGCUAUGAAGGAAGCGGUGCGCAGUGAAGAUUGUGCUGGUAGGGGCAGAGGCCCAGGAUCCAAACAAUGGUGCACAAAUUAUAGUGAAGUUGGUGGACUUCGGGAGCUACUAGGCGACGGACUGUCCUAGAGCGGUGCUUCAUCUAGGUGUGACCCAAGAGUGGGUGGAUGAAGGUCGAUUGCCAAAGGAGCGAACAAAAUCGAAGGUGGAGGAGACCCUACGAUGUAUUGGCAGAUGCCACACAUGGAGGGUUCACAAUUCGAGUUUAUUCCACAAGGAUCAGAAUGCAAUGGAGAUGUCACCAGGAGGCGACAUGGUGCAGCGGAUCGUGGUGGAACAGUUCGUGGCAAUGCGAUACACACGACUGAGUCCCGUGAGGGAUGAGAUCAUAUGGAGGUAUGAUCGGGAGCUACUGGGAGCUCCGCUUUGGUGAACAACAUGACGACAAGAAGGGCUAUGGAUUCAAAGAGUGAAGGCCAUGGUACCGCAGAGGCGGGUCUUCCGGGCGUGCACCGAAUUUUGCAUCGGAUGAAAACCUUGGUCAUCAGCAUAUGGGGGCUGGGUUCCACCAAGGGAAAAGUUCGAAUGCAAGUACCGGUGAGUUCCAUGGGUGGGACUUGAUCAUGCAGAGGUAUGAUCGAAGCAGCUGGAGAGUUGGACUGCUCCAGAGCUCAUAUUCGCUUAAGGGAGCCCGACAAGUCAGCGGACAAGGUCGAGUAAGCGAACGUUGCUACCAAGGAAGCUAAGGAGAACAGAAUUGGUGCAAACCCUACAACGCGAUGGCAGAGGUCAUGCAUGGGAGUUGCAGUCUGUCUUUCCAUCGACCAAACAGACUGCUUGGAGAACACAGAGGUGUUGAAGCAGGGGGUCGAAAGGGGCGAGGAAGCGACGAUGAGUCCAGAGGGACUUAGCUACCCAAAAUCAAGCAUCAGUUAGAAUGGAGGUGGACUCAGAGGAGUGCCACGGAAACAUAUCUACUGAUCGUGAAGAAAAGGGAUGCAGAUGCGAGGCGACGGAUAGUAGUGCCAUGGGCAUGGCAGCGCCAUGGUACCGCAGAGGCGAGACUUCCGUAAAAGUCAUUGAUCCCUUGCUCUCAUGGAGGGAGAGCGCUUGGUCGUGAAAGGGGCCGAGGAGGUGGAGUAUGCAGAGGCAAUCUCCAAGUACCGAGACAAGGCUGAAGGGCAGAGGCCAAGAAACUUCGUAAGACCGGUGUCAACAAGUUUCUCAUCAAGAUAGCCGUAAGUGAAGGACUUCGGGUCAUGCAAGAGUGCACGACCAAGGAACGAAGCAAGCAGUACGCGGUGCUGUACCUUUGCUACUCAGUGGAGUAGGCGGCAGCGUUGAUGGAGAAGACGGUACAAUCCCAGAGGCGACCUCAUCUAUCAGAGAAUUACUCCAAGUUGGGGUGAAAACUUCCCGCAUUCCAGAAGUUCGAUGGCAUCGAGAAGGUGAAUCACAGUAGCUAACUCAACGCAAGGAGUGCAAACACUUCAAGUACUUCAGAAGUGUGAGUAAAGAGCAGGCGAAGGCCAGUAACCAGCUCGAUGCAUGAAGUACAACCUCGAGGAGGCGGGCGAAGUCAAGUAACCUUUGCCUUCUCAACUCUUAAGAGAAUGGGCGAAACCGAGUACCCCAAUUCUCUUAUCUAUCUAGCAGAGGAGCGCUGCACAAGUUCAAAGACCCUUCGAAGAUAAUGGAAGACAAUAGUUGUCAAAUCCUCACCAACGGUGAUCAGUGCUACUGAGAGUAGAUUAUCCGCCUCAUUUCCCAACGAAAUGCCAAUCGAAAGCGGAAGUGAUGCGAACCUACUUGGAUGUGACAACUAACUGAAAGAAGAGUCAAUGAGUAGAUUUUGUGGAGGAAGGACCCAAAACUUCAGAAGUUUGCGAGGCAAUGCUCGUUAAAGCUCCAACAAGCAUCCAUCCAGUUCAAGCAGCAUGUGGAAAUUUUGAGAGACUGACGCAGUAAAGAUGGUCUUUUCCUUCAUUUGGUGGAUCCGCAAGAAUCGACAAGGAUCAACACAACUCAGCCAACCCCACACUAGAGUCAGAGUCAUUGGUGAGUUGAAGCAGCAUGGCGGAUCAAAGAUUCGACUACUCAAAAACAGCAGCGGAGAGCAGCUGGGAGCCAGGAGGCGCAUUGCAGCUGGAGCGGAAGAUUGAAGACUCAACAAAGGCGAAGAGUUGCAAUGUUCACAAAGGCUUCGACGAGGACGUCGAAGGGAUAAGUGGGGAGAAUGUAACGGACAAACUUCUAGAACAAGAUGUUGGAUGUAAUGCUUAUGUCUGUCCGUUGUCUUUUGGCAUGUUUAUACCUUGUACAGCAGGUAGAGGGGCGGUCGAAGGCUAAAUAGUCCCAUGUUAGUUGGGUUGGUGGCCUCUUUAGGCAUGUAAAUAAAGGUUGUGUCAUGUGGACACGUGCGAGAGCUUUUCGGUCUGUAAUGGACCAUUUUACCCUUUGUUGUGCCACUGUUCAGAGCUUGUAAAGUCUGUUUGUAAUUUGCAUUGUCUAUGAAGUGUUUUUCGGACA